Molecule: messenger RNA, 3539 nt
Organism: Sphaeramia orbicularis (orbiculate cardinalfish)
Lineage: Eukaryota; Metazoa; Chordata; Actinopteri; Kurtiformes; Apogonidae
Gene: lonp1
Product: lon peptidase 1, mitochondrial
Exons: 21
Coding region: 35-3037 (1000 amino acids)
Biological process (GO): protein catabolic process; protein quality control for misfolded or incompletely synthesized proteins; chaperone-mediated protein complex assembly
Cellular component (GO): mitochondrial matrix
Molecular function (GO): serine-type endopeptidase activity; ATP hydrolysis activity; single-stranded DNA binding
Source: RefSeq, a predicted model, not a curated record
UCAGUAUGCAUGCCGUAGAAAAGUCCAGAUAAACAUGGCUGCCUACAUGAAGAUGAUCGGAGCUGCUCGACAGCUUCACAGAAAUUCUUCUCUUGUGGUAAAACUGACCUGUCCUGGGGAGUUUCGUACCAGGGGCAGUCGGCAGCUCCUGAGCGAAACCUCAGGCCUGAACCGGACCCAGGCUCCGCGGUUCUACACCGGCUCCGGGACUCCACAGAAGACAUGCACCGACAUCACAGCAAUGACAGCAGGCUUCAGGCUCACGACCAGACCUCAUCGGUGGAUGCGGGUCGGGUCUGUCCUCCGCAGCCACCCGGACCUCCUCACAUCCACCAGGCGGCCCUUCAUUAUCCAGGACAGGGCGUUCGGGAACCAGACUAGCGGUGCGGGUUUCUCCGGGGAGGACGGCGCGGAUAGUGCGGGCUCAGGGGGAGAGGAGUCCGGAGGAGACGGAGGAGGAGCGUUCAGUGGACCUCAGAUGACAGCUCUCACCCCCAUGAUGGUACCGGAGGUGUUCCCCAAUGUGCCGCUGAUCGCCGUCAACAGGAACCCGGUUUUCCCCCGAUUCAUCAAGAUCAUAGAGGUGAAGAACAAAGAGCUGAUGGAGCUGUUGAGGAGGAAGGUUCGUCUGGCUCAGCCGUAUGCCGGGGUCUUCUUAAAGAGAGAUGAUAGUAAUGAGUCUGAUGUGGUGGAGUCUCUAGAUGCUGUUUACUCUACAGGAACCUUCGUUCAGAUUCAUGAGAUGCAGGAUUUGGGAGACAAGCUGAGGAUGAUCGUAAUGGGACACCGCAGGGUCCGGAUCACGAGACAGCUGGAGGUGGAGCCUGAAGAGACAGCAGCAUCUGAGUCCGAGUCCGAGUCACAACCCAAACCACCGAGACGCAAAGCCAAACGCACCCGCAAGGAGCCGCCUGGGUCUGUGGCAGAACUGAUGGAGGACAAGAUAUCAGAUGCAGACCUGAGUCCUGAGCUCCAGCCUCUGCUCUCCUCUAAUAUCCUGAUGGUCGAGGUGGACAACGUUCAGCAUGAACAGUUCACGGUCACAGAGGAAGUCAAGGCGCUGACAGCAGAAAUAGUAAAGACCAUCAGGGAUAUCAUCGCACUCAACCCCCUCUACAGAGAGUCAGUCCUCCAGAUGAUGCAGGCUGGUCAGAGAGUGGUUGAUAAUCCCAUCUACCUCAGUGACAUGGGAGCAGCUCUGACGGGAGCAGAAUCCCAUGAACUACAGGACGUCCUUGAGGAGACCAAUAUUCCAAAGCGGCUCUACAAGGCUCUGUCUCUGCUGAAGAAAGAGUAUGAACUCAGCAAACUGCAGCAGCGCCUGGGCCGAGAGGUGGAGGAGAAAAUCAAACAGACACACAGGAAGUAUCUGCUACAGGAGCAACUUAAGAUCAUUAAGAAGGAGCUGGGUCUGGAGAAAGAGGACAAAGAAGCCAUUGAGGAGAAGUUUCGAGAGAGGCUUAAAGACAGGACCGUCCCUCAGCACAUUAUGGACGUCAUCAAUGAAGAACUCAACAAACUGGGGCUGCUGGACAACCACUCCUCAGAGUUCAAUGUAACCCGUAACUACCUGGACUGGCUGACCAGCAUGCCCUGGGGCACCAACAGUGAAGAGAACUUAUUAUUAGAACGAGCCAAAGAAGUUCUAGAAGAAGAUCAUUACGGAAUGGAUGACGUUAAGAAACGCAUACUGGAGUUCAUAGCUGUAAGCCAGCUGCGUGGUUCCACCCAGGGGAAGAUCCUGUGUUUCUAUGGUCCUCCAGGUGUAGGGAAGACCUCCAUCGCCCGCUCCAUCGCCAGAGCCCUGAACAGACAAUACUUCAGGUUCAGCGUGGGAGGCAUGACUGAUGUAGCUGAAAUUAAAGGACACAGGAGAACGUAUGUUGGAGCGAUGCCUGGGAAAAUCAUCCAAUGCUUAAAGAAGACCAAGACAGAAAAUCCACUAGUGUUAAUAGAUGAGGUGGAUAAGAUGGGCCGUGGUUACCAGGGCGACCCAUCUUCAGCACUGCUAGAGCUCCUGGACCCUGAACAGAACGCCAACUUCCUGGACCACUACCUGGAUGUUCCUGUAGAUCUGUCUAAGGUUCUGUUUAUCUGCACAGCCAAUGUGAUUGACACCAUCCCAGAGCCGCUCAGAGACAGGAUGGAGAUGAUUAAUGUGUCAGGAUAUGUGGCUCAGGAGAAACUAGCCAUUGCUGAGCGUUACUUGGUCCCUCAGCUCCGCUCUCUGUGUGGUCUGACUGAGGAGAAGGCUGCGAUCUCAUCAGAUGCCCUCAGUCUGCUCAUCAGACAGUACUGCAGGGAGUCUGGAGUCAGAAACCUGCAGAAACAAGUGGAAAAGGUGUUCCGGAAGGUGGCAUUUUCUAUCGUCAGUGGGGAUCAAACCACAGUGACAGUUACAACUGAGAACCUGCAGGACUAUGUUGGGAAACCUCUGUUCACUGUGGAUCGAAUGUAUGAUGUGACUCCACCAGGUGUCGUUAUGGGACUGGCAUGGACUGCGAUGGGAGGGUCUACAUUGUUCAUUGAGACCUCGUUACGACGUCCUCCCGGAGGAGCAGACUCUAAAGGGGAGGGGUCCCUGGAGGUCACAGGUCAGCUAGGUGAUGUUAUGAAGGAAAGUGCUAAAAUUGCAUCAACCUUUGCCAGAGCCUUCCUGAUGACCCAGGAACCAGAAAAUCAGUUUCUGGUGAACUCCCACCUCCAUCUUCAUGUUCCUGAGGGUGCAACACCGAAGGAUGGACCCAGUGCUGGAUGCACCAUAGUAACAGCACUGUUGUCCCUAGCAACCAACCAAUCAGUGCGUCAGAAUGUAGCCAUGACUGGUGAGGUGUCACUGACAGGCAAAAUCCUGCCAGUAGGGGGCAUCAAGGAGAAAACUAUUGCUGCCCGUCGUGCUGGUGUGACCUGCAUCAUCCUGCCAUCUGAGAACAGGAAGGACUUCUCUGACCUACCAGACUACAUCACCCAGGGUCUGGAGGUGCACUUCGUGGACCACUACAGUCAAAUCUACCCCAUCGUGUUCCAAAGGAGCUAGUCAUGAACAGAACAUACCAGGACUACUUGUGGCACUUCAGAUUCUAAAUCAUCUUUGUUAUGACUCACCAGUAAUUAUUGUUACCGUUACUUAUGGUUUUAGUUACUGAAAUCCAGGUAUUAUUUUCAAAAAUGAUUCCUGUAAUCAAGUAGUUUGGACUUGACAGUGAUCCUUUCGUGGAGAAUGGCAGUUAUCUAGAGGAGCAGGCGGCUCCUCAGUAACUGACAGGACCCUGACACUCAACUGGAACCAUGAACAACAGUGUGACAAAGGUGGAUUAAAAUGAUGACGAACACUGGCUAUGUGCAUCAGCCACAUCCCAGGAAGAGGCGUCACUGCAGUCUGGAGUGGCCACUUCGCUGCCAAGCAGCACUCUUUACCCACAGCUCUCACUGUAUGGGCCAGUGGACGGACUCUUUCACAGAUUUCAUAUAUUAUUAUUAUUUUAUAUUGUUAUUGGCCAGAUGUGAUGAUGAUGAAAUAAAUUUAAUAAUAAACCCAA